Molecule: messenger RNA, 1640 nt
Organism: Emiliania huxleyi CCMP1516
Lineage: Eukaryota; Haptophyta; Isochrysidales; Noelaerhabdaceae
Exons: 7
Coding region: 29-1069 (346 amino acids)
Source: RefSeq, a predicted model, not a curated record
CGACGACCAGCAGCGGGCGCUCGACGCGAUGGGCAAGGAGAACAGCGCGCAGCCUCCUCGAGGCGAAGGCCCAAAGAGGGGCGAGGGCAAGAAGAAGAAGAAGCGCGGGCCGCCGCCGCGGGGCUGCCUCAUCACGCCGUCGCCGCCGCUGGCGGACUCGCGCGCCGCCAACGCCGUCGACGCCUCCUCGUGCGCCGCCGACCUCGACCUCGCCUCGCCGUGCUUCCACCACCUAUCCAGCACGAUGCAGCAGGACCUCGCCCUCGCGGCCCCGCCACAGCGGAACAAGGACGCCGUCCGCGACCUGCGCGAUAAGAUCAAGAUGCUGCGCUCGUCCGCCCGCAGCGCGGGCGUGGCCGUCCCCUCGCUCGCGCCUCCGCCCGCCGCGAGCCGCCUCUCUGACCCGCCGCUGCCCUCGCCGCUGCCACCCCCGACGCCGACGCCGCCUCCGCCGCCGCCCGCCUCCACGCCGCUCGAGGCUGUCGUGUCGGACGCGGCGCCGCCAGCCGCGGCAGGCUCCGCGCCACCGGCGGGUGCCUCCCACAGGAGCAGCGCCGCGCCUCACCGUUGCCAGCCGCCAGGAGAGUGCGUCCUCCCUCUUCACCAGGUGUCCUACUCGCCGACUCUCGCGCGCCUCAACCCGCUCCUCUCCCCGCUCGCGCGCGUGCGCAAGGCGCUCGCCGCCUCGCCAGACGGCGGGGAGAGCUUGCCGACCGCCGAGCUCGAGAUGCCACGCGCCGGACCACUCAGCGACGCCGAUGAGCUGCUGCCAGAGGCGCGCGUCCAGCGCCGCGCGAGGCACUGCUCGCUGCUCGGUCCGCUCCUCGCCUUGCUCCUCGCCGUCCUCGCGGCGGCGUCCGGCGCGACCUGGCCCGCCGGCCUCUCCCCGCAGCCUCCGGCGCCGCGCCCGGCCUCCCUCCUCCGCCUCGCCGCGCCCGCGCCGAUGUGCCACUGGCGCUGGUCGCGCUUGUCAUGCGGCGCCGCGGCGGCGUGCGGCUGGCGCGUCGCUUGGCCGCCCGGAUCAAAGUGGUGCUAUGUCAAGGGGGGCCGCUCUGGCCGCGCGCAGUGAGACCACCCGAGAGGAGGCGGAGGGCUUUGGCCGCGGCCCGCAGAGAGCUUUGAGAGCCGCGCGGAGGGAGAGGGGGACGCACAGGAAGCCGUCUCUUUCCAUCCGCGGGAGGGUCUGUGCAUGAGCGGGACGCAGGCGCGCAACACCGUUGCCUUGAUAAACGGGGCGGCCCGUCGCCGCGACGGGUGGGAGCGGGGACUGGGGAGAGGAUCCGAGGUGCAUCGCCGAGGAGACGGUUCUGGUGGGAGGGGGGGUACUCAGGAGGGAUGGACGGUGGGGCAGCAACCCCAGCGCACCGGUGGCUCGUCAGGCUAGUCGCCCGAGCCAGGGCGCAGGGGCAGCACCAGCAGGCUGCAGGGCGCCUUGCUUGAUGCUUCUCACGUCGCACACACGCGAUGCGCACACGUCAGUCCGGUCGUCAGCUCACACUGCGGAUCUCGGGGAGUACGAGUAGAGUACUGUGUUACAGAACACAGUCUUGACGGAGAGUGAUGCGGACGCAACCAUGGCCCACGCCGAGACGUGCAGGUGCACGUGGACGUCGAGUACUUGACGUCGUCACGUGUGCGCC